This is a messenger RNA of Striga asiatica, 2685 nucleotides long. The record is from the annotation of a GenBank genome assembly. NCBI's taxonomy places the organism in Eukaryota, Viridiplantae, Streptophyta, Magnoliopsida, Lamiales, Orobanchaceae.
ACCUUUUUGAACCAAAAACAACGAAACUUCAAAGACCCUACGCUGAACCUUCGUAGAACCCUCUUUCCCCUUUCUCUGCUGCUUCAAAAUUUCCCGCUUUUCCUUUCCCUUUUAUUCUCGCCAAUCGGAAUCUUCCCAUGUUCGCAGCAAGCUCAACUGACUAAAAAAUAACUGUUAAAACGAUUAUCUAUCGAAUCAGAUCAGAUCUGAUCGAGCUAAUUGUUUAUUUUUGUGCUGAAUUAAUUAUUACUCUUUGGAGCUUCAGAUUUGGAAAAAAAAAGGGAAGAAAAAGGAGAGGGGUUGAAAAAAUGCAUGCUCGAUACAUGGAGACACCCGGCAACAUGGCUGCGAGGGAAAAGCGAAGCUUGGAUACGAGCAGCAGCCAGGAAGGUCAGCCCGAUCGGAAACGACCCGCUCUGUCAAGUGUGAUUGUUGAGGCUCUAAAAGUGGACAGUCUACAGAAACUUUGCUCAUCGUUGGAACCAAUUCUUCGGAGAGUUGUUAGUGAAGAAGUUGAGCGAGCCUUAGCAAAAUUAGGGCCUUCCAAACUAAAUGGGAGGUCAUCUCCGAAAAGAAUCGAGGGACCUGAUGGAAGAAACCUUCAGCUCCAAUUCAAAUCCAAGUUGUCACUCCCUCUCUUCACGGGUGGAAAAGUCGAGGGAGAACAGGGCUCCGCAAUCCACGUCGUGCUGCUCGAUGCAAACACUGGCCGAAUCGUAACUUCCGGCCUAGAGUCCUCUGUCAAGCUAGAUGUUGUCGUGCUUGAAGGUGAUUUUAACGAGGAGGAUGAUGAGGACUGGAGCCAGGAGACAUUCGAGUCUCACAUAGUCAAAGAGAGAGAGGGGAAGAGGCCACUCCUCACUGGGGAAUUGCAGGUGGCUCUAAAGGAAGGUGUUGGCAGCCUUGGGGAGCUGACUUUUACCGACAACUCAAGCUGGAUCAGGAGCAGAAAAUUUCGGCUUGGCCUGAAAGUUGCUUCGGGUAGCUGUGAUGGGUUACGAAUCCGGGAGGCGAAAACGGAUGCCUUUACUGUCAAGGAUCACAGAGGGGAAUUGUACAAGAAACAUUAUCCUCCUGUGCUAACUGAUGAAGUUUGGAGAUUGGAGAAGAUCGGGAAGGAUGGGUCAUUCCAUAAGAGGCUUAAUAAAUCUGGAAUACACACGGUCGAGGAUUUCUUGAGAUAUGUUGUGAGAGACCCGCAGAAGCUCCGAAAUAUUCUUGGAAGUGGGAUGUCAAAUAAGAUGUGGGAUGUCCUUGUAGAGCACUCAAAGACUUGCGUUCUUAGUGGAAAGCUCUAUGUAUACUACCCGGACGAGCCAAGAAAUGUGGGCGUCAUCUUUAACAACAUCUACGUUUUCAGUGGUUUGAUUGCUGGCGGACAGUAUCAUUCAGUUGAUUCUCUUUCCGAGAGUCAGAAGGUCUUCGUGGAUACACUGGUGAAGAAGGCCUACGACAACUGGAAUCACGUCAUAGAAUAUGAUAGCAAAUCACUUCUGGGCUUUGAUCAGAACAAAGGCUCGGAUUCAUCACAGAAUGAUCUGCGAAUGCAAACACAUCAGCCAAACUCUUUUCACCAGCUCAGUCAACCUACUCUGCCAGCACCAAUUCCUGCCGAACAUCCUUUCAUGGACCCGGGAUUGACCAUCGGAGAUUACAAUGACAACAUUGGAGGCCGAUAUUCAGUGCAACAACAAAACACGAAUCUCAAUGCAUCUGUACAAUUAAACAACAGCACUUCUUACACCCAUAACCAGCUGAUAAAUGCGACCCAUCAAGCUCAGCCAUCUCGAAGUGAAAACAUGCUGGCUCUCGGCCCACCACUCUCGACCACACCUGACUUUCCCAAUGGCAGCACACAUAGUUUCACUCCUUUUAGGGGCUUAGACGAUAUACCAGAAGAUGAAAUUCGUGUGAGGAGCCAUGAAAUGCUCGAAAACGAGGAUAUGCAGCAUCUGCUACGCGUAUUCAGCAUGGGCGGCGGCCAUCAUAACGCUUCAUUUAGUGCCAGUGAGCAUAAUAAUUAUCCAUAUUCCGCUUUUACCCCUAUCACGCCUUCGAAUUUUGGGUUCGGAGAAGAACGCGCGCGUUCGUCUGGUAAAGCUGUUGUGGGUUGGCUCAAGCUAAAAGCAGCUCUAAGGUGGGGAAUUUUUAUCAGGAAAAAAGCUGCCGAGAGAAGAGCACAAAUAAUCGAGCUAGAUGACUUCUAGAAGCCCUACUCAAGUUUCGGCUCCGUGCAUGUCUAGACCACUUUGGUUGGUAAGUGGUUCAACUUUUGAGAAGUAAUUGGGUCGGGCAAUUGCAUAAUUUUUGCUCGAGUGGCGGCUUGCGACUUUUGGUCAAGAUUACAGCUUCCGAGCUUGGAGUAUGUCGAUUUUACUGAUCUGUGCGUGUGGCACGUUCUUUACAUUUACGGCUAUAGCAUACAUAAAGAAGUAACAGGUGUGAUUAUUUUUGUUUAGCAUAUGUUUUUAACUUUUUAUAGAUUGUGGCAACAAGUCUAACGUCACAAUGGAUGUGCUAUCUAAUAAGAGCUGUCGUAACUGCAAAGCGUAGAUGUUGGAUGGCCUAGAAAUUCAGCUCCUCUGAAUAUCUUGUACUCUCUUCAGAAUAUGAUACAAGUCAUUUUGAUUUUUGCAUGUGAGCUUUAUUUUCAUGAUUCCACUUUAAAAUAACGGACUAUGCUAG